AUGGAGCGGUGGAAAACCCUGUCAAGCCCUAGUCAGCAGGAAGAGGAAGCCGUAGAGCUGGGAGACGUGGAGCAGACACCCGGGUCCCCGAAUGACGAGCUGAAGCAGGAGGAGACUAGAGGAAAAGCCUUGAACUCCAGAGCUCUUGCCGGUAGACCCAAGCCAUCCAGGCAGGAGGAUCCGCGCCGCCUGGACCCCCCGCAAAACUGCAGCGGCCGUGACUGCGCUGAAGCAGGGCUGUCACCCGCUCCCCCGAUAAUCCGCGUCCAGUCCCCGGAUGGCGUGAAGCGGAUCACAGCCACCAAGAGAGAAACAGCUGCAGCGUUUCUGAAAAAGGUCGCAAAGGAGUUUGGGUUCCAAAAUAAUGGCUUCUCCGUUUACAUCAAUAGAAACAAGACUGGAGAAAUCACCGCAUCAUCUACCAAAUCUCUCAGUCUGCUCAAAAUCAAACAUGGAGAUCUGCUGUUCCUGUUCCCCUCGGGCCUCGCCGGCCCCUCGUCGGAGAUGGAGACGUCGGCCCCGCCGGGGCUGAAGGCCUGCGGCGCCCCCAGCGUGGUGGAGGACGAGAUCGACCAGUACCUGAGCAGGCAGGACGGCAAGAUCUACAGGGGCCGCGACCCCCAGCUGUGCCGGCACGGCCCCCUGGGGAAAUGUGUGCACUGUGUUCCGCUAGAGCCGUUCGACGAGGACUACCUGAACCAUCUGGAACCGCCGGUGAAGCACAUGUCCUUCCACGCCUACAUCCGGAAGCUGACUGGGGGGGCCGACAAGGGGAAGUUUGUGGCUCUCGAGAACAUCAGCUGCAAGAUUAAGUCAGGAUGCGAGGGACACCUGCCGUGGCCUAAUGGCAUCUGCACCAAGUGCCAGCCGAGUGCCAUCACGCUGAACAGACAGAAAUACAGACACGUGGACAAUAUCAUGUUUGAGAAUCACACGGUUGCCGAUCGCUUCCUUGACUUCUGGAGGAAGACCGGGAACCAGCAUUUCGGGUAUUUGUAUGGACGGUACACAGAGCACAAAGACAUUCCUCUUGGGAUCAGGGCCGAAGUGGCUGCAAUUUAUGAGCCUCCUCAGAUUGGCACACAGAACAGCCUGGAGCUUCUGGAAGACCCCAAAGCGGAGGUGGUGGAUGAAAUUGCUGCCAAGCUUGGUCUGAGGAAGGUUGGCUGGAUAUUUACAGACCUCGUCUCAGAAGACACUCGGAAGGGCACAGUGCGAUACAGUCGGAAUAAGGACACCUAUUUCCUGAGUUCGGAAGAGUGUAUCACGGCAGGAGACUUCCAGAACAAGCAUCCCAACGUAUGUCGGCUCUCUCCAGAUGGACAUUUUGGAUCCAAGUUCGUUACUGCAGUGGCUACAGGUGGUCCCGACAACCAGGUCCACUUUGAAGGGUACCAGGUGUCCAAUCAGUGCAUGGCGCUGGUCCGUGACGAGUGUCUGCUGCCGUGCAAGGACGCCCCCGAGCUCGGCUAUGCCAAGGAGUCCAGCAGCGAGCAGUACGUGCCUGACGUGUUUUAUAAGGACAUAGACAAGUUUGGCAAUGAGAUCACCCAGCUGGCCCGGCCCCUGCCCGUGGAAUAUCUGAUCAUAGAUAUCACAACAACUUUCCCCAAGGAUCCAGUUUAUACUUUUUCUAUUUCACAAAAUCCAUUUCCUAUUGAGAACCGGGAUGUUUUGGGUGAAACGCAGGACUUCCACAGUUUGGCCACCUAUCUGUCCCAGAAUACAUCCUCCGUGUUCCUGGACACCAUCUCGGAUUUCCAUCUCCUGCUGUUUCUGGUCACCAAUGAGGUCAUGCCCCUGCAGGACAGCAUCAGCCUGUUGCUGGAGGCCGUGAGGACCAGAAGCGAGGAGCUCGCGCAGACGUGGAAGAAGUCCGAGCAGUGGGCCACCAUCGAGCAGCUCUGUAGCACGGUCGGAGUGCAGCUGCCAGGCCUGCAGGAGUACGGGGCCGUGGGCGGCUCCGCGCACGCCGCCGCGGCCGCCAUGUGGGCCUGUCAGCACUGCACCUUCAUGAACCAGCCGGGCACCGGCCACUGCGAGAUGUGCAGCCUCCCUAGGACCUAGGGCCCCGGCCCCUGCUGGCGGGACGCGGCCCCCGCAGCCCUCUCCGAAGCCGGGGUCAUUGCGACUGUCGCCCCGCAGUGGGCAGGCCUGAAGGGCGGGGCAGGGGGGCUGCCCUCGAGUCUCUGACCCACGAAGCUUCUCAACGCCAGGCUUCCGUGGAGGGAGAGCCAGCCUGGUGCUCUGUGGGCUGACAGCGGCCUCCUCGCGAGCGGCAUGGUGGUCCCCCCGGCCGCCCCGCCCCGGCCUCGAGGUGGUGGAAGGCCCAGGCACCUCGGAGCCUCGCCUGGGGUCGGGCGGCGCGGAGGCCCUCCUGCUGCCAUCCAGCUUUCUCUUCCCCUCCCUCCGGAUGCUUUCUGUUCCUGCCCCUCCCGUGGCUCCAGUGGGGGCGGUGCGCUGUCCCUUUGCUCCAGGCAGACCCUGCCUAUGAGGCCGCUUCUCCCCGUGCCGUAGCCCCGGUCUGGCGGAGACUGAGCGGCACCGGGGUCGUCGGCCUCCCGUCUGCUUGAGCUGCGGCUCGGCUCGCUGCCCACCCUUCUCGCUCUCACCACACACCCAGGUGGGAAUUUUAAAGUCUGCGUUGGUUGUAAUAACAGUUAUCAGUAAUUUGUGCCCGGAAGACUUUUAUUUAUUUCUUUUUAUGAUAAAAACAACGUAAAAGGGGAGUGAGAGAGACUAGUUUCCACUUCCUGUCCUCCCGCCCAGAGUCCCUAGGAGUGGGCACCGAGUGGGCACAGGGUGGGUGAGGGUGGACAGACCCCAGUCAGUUCUUGGAAGUAAACCUCAGUGCCUGAGACUUUCCUGCCAAGCCACACGGCCGCCACAGCUGCAGACUCGGUGGCCCAUCAGGAGGGCAGCGGUGGCUCCCACCAAGCAUCACCCCCACCGCAGAGGCCUCGGAGCAGGGCUGCGUGGGGCGAGCUGGGCUAUCUAGGACCAGAAGCUCUGGCCGUUGGCGCAGGGCCACGUGAGAGAGUAGGGGUGUGGCCUGCAGUGAGGGCCGCCGAGACUGCCGUGGGGGUCCCGGGACAGGGGUCGAGAUCAGACCUUGCACGUGUGCUCUGGGGUCCCCAGAGACUUGUGAGCAGCACCCUGAUGCCUCUUUGCCUUAACGAGGGCCACGUCUUGUAGCUGCAUGACGCCCACAUGACAGGCCGGCCCGGACUCGGGCGUGCUGAGGGCCUCCUGGCUCUGCCCUGGGAGGCGGGCCUGGGAGACGCUCCCUUACCCGUUCUCUGCAUGUUGGCUGCUUUUGUGGUAAGGGUUGUGCCUGGUACCUCAAAGUGCACCCGGCGAGGGGCACACAAGAUCUGUCGGCUCUCCAGGUCAGGGGCCAGGCAGGUGGGUCUGGCCUCAGCAGAGCUGUCAGUUGGGAGCGGGAGAGGUGCAGAGUGGCCGGCUUGCAGCAGAGUCCCUGCCAGUGUGGCCCAUGUCCUCUGGCCCCUGUGAUCCGACGUGAGGCUGCGGAGGACCCUACCCUCCGCCUGCGUGUCUCCAGCCCCCCCCCCCCCCCCCCCCAGUGCACACCGGUUCUCCCGGUGUCACCUUCACCCACCUGCUACUCUGUCUCUCUUCAGCCAACAGUCUCCUCACUGGUGUCCUGGCAGACGCGGACCGCGUUUCCUUCUCUUCGCUGAAGGAAAAGAGUUGGGAUUUCUCUGAUCUGGUUGCAAGUCACUCUUUGUUCAGUAACGCACUUUAUUUUAUUGUCCAGAUAGAUUCAGAGCUCAGCAUGAGGGUGUGGGGGGCAUGGCCUUGGCCACGGGCAUGCAGCCACCUCCUCUCACCCAGGGCGGGGCCCUCCAGCCCUAGCCGCACCCUCCUGUCGCCAGGCGAGGGCGACCUCGUGCUCCCCUGUCCAGGCCCGGCCGCCUCUGACCAGUCCGCUCCUGGUGCUCGCGCUCAGCUCCACUUGGGGCUUGCAGGGGUGCAGCAGUUGGGUUUGCAUUAGCGUUACCUGGACUCCGGCCCUGCCGGGAAACUAAUAAAACACCUGAAGUGAC
Suricata suricatta (meerkat) is the source of this 4067-nucleotide messenger RNA. It is a transcript of the gene NPLOC4, whose product is annotated as NPL4 homolog, ubiquitin recognition factor. The record is from RefSeq and is a predicted model, not a curated record. Lineage: Eukaryota; Metazoa; Chordata; Mammalia; Carnivora; Herpestidae. Bases 1 to 2067 code for a protein of 688 amino acids. Gene Ontology annotation, biological process: ubiquitin-dependent protein catabolic process. Gene Ontology annotation, cellular component: nucleus. The transcript has 18 exons. Gene Ontology annotation, molecular function: ubiquitin protein ligase binding; ubiquitin binding.